Petromyzon marinus (sea lamprey) is the source of this 6407-nucleotide messenger RNA. The record is from RefSeq and is a predicted model, not a curated record. NCBI's taxonomy places the organism in Eukaryota, Metazoa, Chordata, Hyperoartia, Petromyzontiformes, Petromyzontidae.
GGGGGAGUGGACAGGCGUGGGGCUGGCUGCUGCUGCUGCUGCUAUUGAGGUGGUGGUGGAGAAAUCAAGCAGGGAGGGCUGACCAAGUUUAAAAACGCCCCGCUCAUCCAAGCGGCCUCUCAGGCAGGCAGACAACCCCGGCUGGGCAGGGCUGUCACGCAGUAGGGCCCCAUAGGCGCUGCAUGUGUCUCGUGCAGCGCACGCGUGCUGGUGUAUCGGUGCGCGCGUGUGUAAGCCAACCUCUGUAAGAGGGAGGAGGAGGGGUACAUGCAAUAGGAAGCGCGAUAUACACCACCGUACGACAAUACCGAAGUGCUUGUCCACUGCGGUGUUGAGCGCACCGCCUUGCGCGCCCGUUGUGCGCGUUUGCUGGAGGCGUAGGAGCGAGAAGGCGCGUGUAGGAGGUGUUGGCUCCGUGUCGCCGUUCAAUUAUUCAUAAGGCUUCGCGUCUCUCUCAUCUUUUUUAAUUUCCACACUAAAAAAACAUCGAGGAGAGGGCACGUGGAGGAGCAGGAAUAACAGUACAGCUUGUCUUAGGCUCAACAAAUAGGGCAACAUCCCUGACACUUCUUAUCAUUAGCAAAUCACACGUAACAACAUCAGGCGCAGAGCAUUUAGACUCGUCUGCCGAAGAAUGAUUCGUUGAGAACCCGACAGGGGCCAAAGCCGGACAGCCCAGCCACGUUGCAGCAGCAGCAGCAGCUUGGGUCUCUCGCGGUCUUGUUCAUUGUUUAUGUCGGUUUAGACACAAUUUUGUGUUGUUGCUAUCGCUUUGUGUAGCUGAAUAAGGCAACAACGUUUGUGUUCCGAUGGCUGCGCGGCUCGCAUUCAUCAUCGUCGCCAUCGCCAGCACGUCGCUGAAGAUGCCAGGGCAAGCGGGCGGCAGCUUCUCCCGCUGGGAGCACGCUCGUGAGCGCUACAAGGUGCGGCAGCAUCGCGCCUCCGCCGACUGGACCUACGCAGGUACCACAGGCCCAGGUUACUGGCCAGAAUUGUACGAGGGCUGCAGAGGUGAGCGGCAGUCCCCCAUCGACAUUGCGAGCGAGGUGCAAGCGGAGGUCCUGUCUCCUGCCGACGGCCUGGAGUUCGAAGGCUGGGACGUCCCCUCGACAACCACCACCAUCAAACACGACGGCAAGACGGUGAUCGUGCACCUGUCGGGAGAUUACCACCUGCGGGGAGGCGGACUGCAGGGCCGCUACCGCAUGGCGUGGCUCACCUUCCACUGGGGCCACUCCAACGGCACGGAGGGCUCCGAGCACCGCCUCUCGGGACGCUCCUUCCCCCUCGAAGUGCAGAUUUACGGCUACAGCCAGGAACACCACAGCAGCUUCGCCGCCGCGAUGAAGGCGGGCGGGAACAUGGCAGCCCUGUCCAUCCUCUUCGAGAUCGCAAAAGACAACAACAGCGCUUACAUCCCCCUGCUCGAGGCCGUGAAGAGAGUUUGCCAGCCGGACCUUCACGACAAGGUGAGCGCGUUCCGUCCCGCGGAUCUGCUUCCCGAGUCCACGGACGAAUUCUUCCGCUACUCGGGCACGACGACCACACCGCCCUGCGCCCAGGGGGUGGAGUGGACCGUCUUCCCCCGGACGGUGCACAUCUCCGCCCACCAGCUGGAGGCGCUGUACGGCGUGCUCAUCAUGGUGCGCGCCGGCUACGCCAUGCUGCUCGAGUACCUGCAGGACAACUUCCGCCCGCCACAGCCGCUGCCGUCCGGCGCCGACCUCGUCCGCUACCGCGUGGGGCCUGCGACGCCUCCCACCACCGAGCCACCGCCCGCGCAAGUGUGCGCCAGCGAGCCGCGCAACGUCACGGCCCGCGGUCACAACGAGACGGCGGCCAUGGUGACGUGGGAGCGGCCCGCCGCCGUCUACGCUGCCACCAUCGAGCGCUACGCCGUCACGUGCCGCAAAGAGGGUGCCGGUGGUGACUCCCCCGUGGAGCGGAUCCUCACCGAGGGGGAGCAGGACACGGGCGCCAUCCUCGGCGAGCUGCAGUUGGGCUCCGUGUACUGGGUGGAGGUGCAGGCCGUGUGUGCGGGGACCCACGCUGGACCCCUGAGCCCGCCCGUGCGCCUGGAGAUGACAGACAUUCAAGAGAGCGGCGUGGAAGGGGUCGUGGAGCUGCUGACCUACAGCGAACGUGGCCACACCACGGAGAAGUUGUCGCAGAACACAGUGGGAGAGGUUAUAGAAACGUCUGCAGAGGAAGACCUAGAAACCGUGACGCCCGAAGUCCAUUUUGUUGUCAAAGCGACGUCCGUGAACCACAAGUUGAACCCCAUCCCUGGCGCCGCCGCCAUCGCCACCUCCUUGCCAUCGCCGACAUCUGCCGUUCAAACCGAACGCGCUGCCUCAUCCUUGCAAGGCCCAACAGAUGACAGCGCAGCCCCAGUAGCAUUCGCCACGACACCUUCUUCUCCUCCUGCGCACGGCGCGACCAACCCAGGUAACACGACCGCGGCGCUCGUAGGAUCCACGGCCCUCGGCGAGAAUUUGAAAGUCACUGUCGCGCAAGCAACGCCGUCGCCAGCCACCGUCGCCGCAGAGCCGGUGCCCGUUACCCACGACGCACCGCGGCAGACGAGUUUCAGCGACACGUCCGGCGAGACGUCCACCCUCGAGGCGCCCCACACGCACACGCCUCGUCGUCCGCCCGCGGUCGCCAAGGCGACUGGGGGAAACGAAGGCGUCCGCGGCGGCGCCAACGGGCCGCCUCCGAGCGUCCAGGCCGUGAGCACCGCCGGUCCGCAGCCAAACCACGACGCCGUUUCUCCACCGUCGCGCACGGCCGGCGUCUUGGGGGGCGGCCCCCUCGAUGCUCCCGCGCGAGCCCAGGGCGCGACGAGCUCGCCCACCGUUUGGCAGGAGGAUUUGUCGGCGGCGCACGAGCCCGGCCGGUGGCGUGGUGCGGGCGCAGGCGGGGACGAAAGCACUUUCGUCACGACGGCAUCUCGAGGGCUGACGGGCUCAGAGCCCAGGCGAGAGAAUCAAGUCUCCAAUCCGUCCGGGAAUGAUCCACCAGAUGCAACACCUUCACAAACGCCCUCAGGAAAACCGGCUGUCGCAAACAACAUCGAUUCAACUUUUGGGAGCGCUCACAGCAAAAUGAUUGGUGUGACAACAGAGCCGUCCGCGAACGUCACGCCGUUACCCUCGCGAGCGGCGGCCGUCGCGAAAGCUGCGUCCGGAGAUGAAGGAGCGCAGUCGUCGACGCAAGAGAUGGAAAGUUCUGACACAACUACCUCCGCUUCUUCCUCCGCUGGUUAUGAUGUCAACAAGCUCAGCAAUGCUGCCGGGUCAGCGCCGGAGCUAGCCGAAGAGAACUUUUUGCCGAGCGAAUCCAGCGCUGUCGAAGUCACGGCAGCCAAAGACGAAACCACGGCGGUGGCGCACGGCAGCAGCGGGCGAGGUGGCGACGCGACCGAGGAUGACGCCGGCGAAGGCGAUGGCGGUGACGGAGCAACAAAGACGACGGAGUCCAUGGGCGGGAAAUCGAGCCGAGCCGACGCCGUGGCCCCGGAUCCGGAGUCGUACGCCUCUGGGGAGGAGCGGGAUGGCGAGACCGGCGCCGGCACGCUGCCCCCCGCGCCCUUAUCCCCCACGGGAGGAGAUCCCUCGGCGAAGGGAAUCGCUCGGGAGGAGGCCGGAAAGGCCGUCUUGGGUGACAAUCGUCAGUGGACCGACACGCCGGGGAAAGGGGAAGAGAUUGUGCGGCAAUCGGAGAGCGUGCUGGAGUCACUCCCUGCGAUUCACACCGAGGUCAUUGAGAGCGUGACCUCUAAGGAGCUCGACACAGGGAACGUCAGCCGCCAGCUCGGAGUGGACGUGGGGGGCAACGUCUUCGUGCCGCUGCUCGUCGUAUCGUCGCUCACCUUCCUCUGCCUCGUGCUGCUCAUCUCCGUGCUCAUCUACUGGAGAAAAUGCUUUCAAACGGCGCACUUUUACGUAGAGGACAACGACUCUCCCCGGGUGAUCCCUGCCAUCCCGCUCGCCGCGAUGCCAGCAGAGGAGAUGGAGGGCAUUCCCGUGAAGCAGUUUCCCCGACACGUCGCCCGUCUCUACGCCGAUGGCCAGCGCGGCUUCGCGCAGGAGUUCGAGGAGAUACAGAGGAGCACUAUGGGGAAUGGCGUGACGGCCGAUCAGACCAACCACCCGGAGAACAAGAGCAAGAACCGCUACAUCAACAUUGUGGCGUACGACCACUCGAGGGUGAGGCUGAGAGUGCUUUCUGGAAAAGACUCCAAGCAUAGCGAUUACAUCAACGCCAACUACAUCGAAGGUUACAACAAACCUCGAGCCUACAUAGCCACCCAGGGGCCCCUCAAGGGCACGUUCGAGGACUUCUGGAGAAUGGUGUGGGAGCAGAACGUGCGCGUGGUGGUGAUGAUCACCAACCUCGUGGAGAAAGGACGGGUAACUGGAAACGAACACAAUGUUUACCACAUGAAGGGUUCCUACGUCGAUUUGCAGGACAGUCUGCGGAAGUGCGACCAGUACUGGCCGUCGGACGGCAGCAGCGAGGAGUACGGCGGCGUCCUUGUCUCGCUCAAGAGCUCCAAGACGCUCGCCUUCUACACCGUGCGGCGCUUCGCGCUGCGCAACACCAAGCAGCGGCGGAGCGGGCAGCGUGGCGGUGGCGAGCGCGUGCUGCUGCAGUACCACUACACGCAGUGGCCUGACAUGGGCACCCCCGAGUACGCCUUGCCCCUGCUCACCUUCGUCAAGAAGUCGUCGGCCGCCCGGCUGCCCGACUCAGGCCCCGUGCUCGUGCACUGCAGUGCGGGCGUGGGGCGCACGGGGACCUACAUCGUGCUCGACUCGAUGCUGCAGCAGAUCCGCGACAAGGGCUCCGUGAGCGUCAUGGCCUUCCUGAAGCACAUCCGCAACCAGCGCAACUACCUGGUGCAGACCGAGGAGCAGUACGUGUUCAUCCACGAGGCCCUACUGGAGGCCAUCCAGGGCCGCGAGACGGAGGUGGCCUCCUCGAGCCUGCACGCCUACGUCAACGGAAUCCUCACGCCGGGGCCCUCAGGACUCACCCGCGUCGAGAAGCACUUCAAGCUAAUCCUGCAGAGCGGCUUGCAUUCAGACUUCACGAGCGCCCAGAAGCCAUGCAACCAAAACAAAAACCGCUCCACGGCCGUCCUGCCGGUGGAGUCGUCGCGAGUGGAGCUCGCCUCCCUGGGAGACGUCGAGGGUUCGGACUACAUCAACGCCUCCUACAUCAUGGGCUAUAGCAGCAGCACGGAGUACAUCAUGACUCAACAUCCGCUGCCAAACACCAUCAAGGACUUCUGGAGAAUGAUCUGGGACUACAACGUACAGCUCAUCAUCAUGCUCCCGGGACCUAACCAGGACAAGGACGGGGAGGAGUUUGCCUACUGGCCCCGGCGCGACCAAGCGAUGCACUGCGAAGGCUUCGGCGUGUCGCUCAUCAGCGAGGACCGGCUGUGUCUCUCCAGCGAGGAGCAAGUGGUUAUCCGGGAACUCAUCCUCGAGGCAACGCAGGAUGACUACGUGCUCGAGGUGAAGCACUUCCAGUGCCCGCGGUGGCCCAACCCGGACGGCCCCAUCAGCAGCGUCUUCGAGCUCGUCAACAUCGUGGCGAAGGAGGCGCUGACGCGCGACGGCCCCACCGUCGUGCACGACCUGCUGGGCAGCUCAGUGGCCGGCACGUUCUGCGCCCUCGCCGCACUCUCGCGGCAGCUGGAGGAGGAGAACUCCGUGGACGUGUUCCAGGCAGCGCGCAUGAUCAACCUCAUGCGGCCCGGCGUCUUCUCCGACGUCGAGCAGUACCAGUACCUGUACAAGGCGCUGCUGAGCCUGGUGAGCGCUCGCGAGAACAGCGGCAACGGCGUGAAGCCGGACGGCCGCAACGGCGCGUCGGCCCUGCUGGAGGACGUCACGCCGGAGGAGAGCCUCGAGUCGCUCGUGUGACGACGACGCCCCCCGCGGGCUCCGUCCCACCAACCCCCCCCCCCCCACCCGCCCCCCCCCGUCGUAUCCUUCGGCACCGGCGCACGUGCGCUCAGCCGCGACGGUUUGGAGCACGGCGCGCCCGCACCACGCCGGUGCGUGGAUGCGACCGCGACUCGUUAAUCUCUCUCUCUCUCUCUCUCCGUUUGAAGUAGCCGGAAGACUAGAAUAAGCGCGAGAGCAGUAGUCUCGGCCGUAGCGCGAGGUAUACUAGAUGCGGUGUGCCGGGUACAGACGCGUCACGCAGACCCGGCUGAAAUGCAGCCCCCGGGCGUGUGACCCGGUGAGGUCAGUUGGACGCAUUGGGUGCGGCACCUGCGCAGCGUGGGAGUGGGCAGGCGGCCGAGGUUGACGUUCGAGCGGCCGGGCGUCGACUGGCAACAGUUGCGUGGUCUGGCAGAAGAAGCGAUGGGCGGCGCGGCCGUGUCG